This is a messenger RNA of Nerophis lumbriciformis (worm pipefish), 2175 nucleotides long. The record is from RefSeq and is a predicted model, not a curated record. NCBI's taxonomy places the organism in Eukaryota, Metazoa, Chordata, Actinopteri, Syngnathiformes, Syngnathidae.
AUGCCAGAGAACACUACACGCGCCAUGGAGGAAGAUAUGGAGACCUUCGCCUUCCAGGCUGAGAUUGCUCAGCUGAUGUCCCUGAUCAUCAACACUUUCUAUUCCAACAAGGAGAUCUUCCUUAGGGAGCUCAUCUCAAACUCCUCAGAUGCCUUGGAUAAAAUCCGCUAUGAGAGCUUGACUGACCCCAGCAGACUUGACUCCUGCAAAGAGCUGAAGAUCGAAAUCAGGCCCGACCUUCACGCACGCACUCUUACCCUGGUUGACACUGGUAUAGGCAUGACCAAGGCGGACUUGAUUAACAACUUGGGCACCAUUGCCAAAUCUGGAACCAAAGCAUUCAUGGAGGCCCUGCAGGCUGGAGCUGACAUCUCCAUGAUUGGUCAGUUUGGCGUUGGCUUCUACUCUGCCUACCUGGUGGCUGAGAAGGUGACAGUGAUCACGAAGCACAACGAUGACGAGCAGUACAUUUGGGAAUCUGCAGCCGGGGGUUCUUUCACAGUUCGACCUGACACAGGAGAGUCCAUUGGCAGAGGCACAAGAGUUAUCCUGCACCUUAAAGAAGAUCAGACUGAAUACUGCGAGGAGAAGCGCAUCAAGGAAGUUGUGAAGAAACACUCACAGUUCAUUGGCUACCCUAUCACACUUUACGUGGAGAAGACAAGGGAGAAGGAGGUGGACCUUGAGGCAGGGGAGAAAGAGGAGGAUGCUGAAAAAGAUGCCGCUGAGAACAAAGACAAACCGGAGAUUGAGGAUGUUGGCUCUGAUGAGGACGAGGACACCAAGGAGAGCAAGAACAAGAGGAAGAAGAAGGUUAAGGAGAAGUACAUGGACCAGGAGGAGCUAAACAAAACAAAGCCCAUCUGGACCCGCAAUCCUGAUGACAUAACCAACGAAGAGUACGGCGAGUUCUACAAGAGUCUUACCAAUGACUGGGAAGACCACCUGGCUGUUAAACAUUUCUCUGUUGAGGGUCAGUUGGAGUUCAGAGCACUGCUUUUUGUACCUAGAAGGGCUGCCUUUGACCUCUUUGAGAACAAGAAAAAGAGGAACAACAUCAAGCUUUAUGUUCGCAGGGUCUUCAUCAUGGACAACUGUGAGGAGCUUAUUCCAGAAUACCUCAACUUCAUCAAGGGUGUUGUAGAUUCUGAAGACCUGCCCUUAAACAUCUCUAGAGAGAUGCUGCAGCAAAGCAAGAUCCUCAAGGUCAUUCGCAAAAACCUGGUCAAAAAGUGCUUGGAACUGUUCAGUGAGCUUGCUGAAGACAAGGACAACUACAAGAAGUGUUAUGAGCAAUUCUCAAAGAACAUCAAGCUUGGCAUUCAUGAGGAUUCCCAGAAUAGAAAGAAAUUGUCUGAUAUGCUACGAUACUACACCUCCUCUUCUGGAGAUGAGAUGGUUUCUCUGAAGGACUAUGUUUCCCGCAUGAAGGACAACCAGAAACACAUCUAUUACAUUACAGGCGAGACAAAAGACCAGGUGGCAAACUCUGCAUUUGUGGAGCGCCUCCGAAAAGCCGGCUUGGAGGUUAUUUACAUGAUUGAACCCAUCGAUGAGUACUGCGUCCAACAGCUGAAGGAAUAUGAUGGGAAGAACCUCGUCUCCGUCACCAAGGAAGGCCUUGAGCUUCCCGAGGAUGAGGACGACAAGAAGAAACAGGAGGAACUCAAAACUAAGUUUGAGAAUCUUUGCAAGAUCAUGAAGGAUAUCCUCGACAAGAAAAUUGAAAAGGUAACAGUCUCCAACCGCCUGGUCUCGUCACCCUGCUGCAUUGUCACAAGCACCUACGGCUGGACAGCCAACAUGGAGAGGAUCAUGAAGUCGCAAGCCCUGAGGGACAACUCUACCAUGGGCUACAUGACAGCUAAGAAGCACCUGGAGAUCAACCCGCUCCAUCCAAUUGUGGAGACCUUAAGGGUGAAGGCCGAGGCAGACAAGAACGACAAGGCGGUGAAGGACCUCGUCAUUCUUCUGUUUGAGACUGCCCUGCUGUCAUCGGGAUUCACACUUGAGGACCCACAGACGCAUGCCAACCGCAUCUACAGGAUGAUCAAAUUGGGUCUUGGCAUUGACGAGGAUGACUCGGCAGUGGAGGACCUCGCCCAGCCUGCUGAAGAAGACAUGCCAGUUCUGGAGGGCGAUGAUGACACGUCAAGAAUGGAAGAAGUCGACUAA